AUGGGUCUACAUGGAAGUCCCUUCGAGUCCGCCGCGACGGACCCAAAAAUCUGUGCCCAGCCCAGCCCAACGGCGGAUGGCUGGAAACUGGAGAGGGCGGCCAAGGAACCCUGGCCUCCGCCGAUCCAGCGGGCCAAAGGGGGCGAGGACCGCCGUUGGCCUCUGCUGGCCAAGGUGGGACGAAGCUGUCCGCAAAAAAGCGCCGAGACGCUGAGCAGCCAAUACGGGCUGCACCUCCUGCUGGCUGGGCUGCUGUUGAUGUUCGCCUGGGCUGUCCACGCCGUCGGGGUGGCCAAAAGCGCCGUCCUGGCUUACUUGCUCUCCCUCAUGGCACUGCAGCUCCUCUGGAUGGCUUGGUACCUGUGCCGCCGCUGCGCGCACAAGAGGCUCAUCCAGGACAAGGACACCCAAGCCGGAGCACGCUGGCUCAAGUGUGGAAUUACUUUGUUUGCAAUCAUUACUUUAAUUAUGGAUUCUUUCAAAAUUGGAUACUUUGUUGGAUUUUCAAGUUGCUUAUCAAUUACAGAAGGCAUUUUUCCAGUUGCACAUGCAAUUCAUACACUUUUGCAGGUAUAUUUUUUAUGGUGCCACGCAAAGGAUGUUAUCCAGUCCUUCAAAACACUGGAGAGGUUUGGAGUAAUUCAUUCAGUGUUCACAAAUUUGCUUUUGUGGACAAAUGGCAUAUUAGCUGAAUCAAAGCAUCAACUUAAUGAACACAAGGAAAGGUUAAUUACUCUUGGAUUUGGAAACAUAUCAAUAGAACUGGAUGAUCAUACACCACUUUGCAACUGUACCUCCACUACCCUCUGUUCCAUAUUUUCCCAAGGAAUAUAUUAUUUAUACCCCUUCAAUAUUGAGUACCACAUUUUAGCAUCCACAAUGCUGUACGUGGUCUGGAAAAACAUUGGGCGUAAAGUUGAAUAUCUACAGCCACAUAAGAUGCCAUUCAAGUUUCAGGGCAAAGCAAUAGGCAACAUCUUAGGUCUAGUAGUAUUUAUUACAACAAUAGCAGUUGUAGUUGUUUAUCUUAUUCAGAUUGGGCGUUCAAAAUUAAAGAGUGAACUAGCACUUACUAUGUUUUACUUGUAUGCCAUCACAGUACUGGCACUCAUGUGUGCAGCUGGUAUUGUGGCGAUUCUAAUCUAUAGACUUGAAGACAAAUCACUGGAUGUUUCUAAAAAUCCAGCUAGAAAACUUGAUGCAGACCUCUUGGUGGGGACCGCCUCAGGCUCCUGGCUUCUUUCUUGGGGUUCUAUUCUUGCAAUUAUCUCUGCUCAGUCCCAUCCUGCAUAUACAUGGUUCAAUUUGCCCUACUCUGUGCUUGUUAUAAUUGAGAAAUACAUUCAGAACCUCUUCAUAAUUGAAUCUAUACAUCGUGAGCAUGACAAGAGUAAUGAUGACAUUAAAACUCUGCGAAUAUUAACAGUGUCCAGUGGAAGCAAUCUUUCCCCUACAGCUUCCUACAAAGAAAUCUAUAAUGGAACAAAUGGAGAGUUGUCAUCCAUAUAUUAUGGAAAUAGUUAUCCAUCUGAGAACAGUUCCAGUUGUGCUUUCCAUGAAAACAUCGAUCAGAGCAAGAUUCCAGUCCCUCCAUCCUCUCCAGAUUUCUCACUCACUCUGAGAAACUUCUCUGUCAACAGCAAAAGAAGUAUCUUGAAGAAUAUUGCUGUAUUUUUGUUCUUGUGUAAUCUCUCACUUUGGAUUCCACAAGCUUUUGGUUGCCGCCCUGAAUAUGACAAUGGCCUGGAAGAAAUGGUUUUUGGAUUUGAACCUUGGAUCAUUAUGGUGAAUCUUGCAAUGCCCUUUUCCAUUUUCUACCGGAUGCAUUCAGCUGCCUCCCUCUUUGAGGUUAGCUGCAAAAUGUAA
Protobothrops mucrosquamatus (brown spotted pit viper) is the source of this 1866-nucleotide messenger RNA. RefSeq names its product otopetrin 1 (gene OTOP1). The transcript is spliced from 6 exons. Gene Ontology annotation, molecular function: proton channel activity. Gene Ontology annotation, cellular component: membrane. The record is from RefSeq and is a predicted model, not a curated record. Lineage: Eukaryota; Metazoa; Chordata; Lepidosauria; Squamata; Viperidae. Gene Ontology annotation, biological process: proton transmembrane transport; inner ear morphogenesis. The coding region runs from base 1 to 1866 and encodes 621 amino acids.